AUCAAUCAUACACAAUUAAAUAAUAUUCUGGAACAAUUUUUAUCAAUUUAUAUUUAAAAAAAGAUUCCAUUAGACAGACUGCAAUAUUAAUAUUAAAAACAAACAAUUAAAAUGGCAUUACACAGUGUUCCUCCUAAGAGGAAAGAAAUUUACAAAUAUGAAGCACCUUGGCCUUUAUACAGUAUGAAUUGGUCAGUGCGACCUGAUAAAAGGUUUCGAUUAGCCCUAGGAAGUUUUGUAGAAGAAUAUAAUAAUAAAGUACAAAUUGUAUCUCUGGAUGAAGAAACUUCUGAAUUUAGUGCCAAAAGCACAUUUGAUCAUCCGUAUCCAACCACUAAAAUUAUGUGGAUUCCUGACAGUAAAGGUUUAUUCCCGGACUUGUUGGCAACAUCGGGAGAUUAUUUACGAGUAUGGCGUGCUGCAGAACCAGACACACGACUAGAGUGUGUUCUUAAUAACAAUAAAAAUUCCGACUUUUGUGCUCCACUGACAUCAUUUGACUGGAAUGAAGUGGAUCCUAAUUUAAUUGGAACCUCUAGCAUUGAUACAACAUGUACAAUUUGGGGAUUAGAAACGGGUCAAGUUCUUGGCCGUGUAAAUAUGGUGACUGGUCACGUGAAAACACAAUUGAUUGCUCAUGAUAAAGAAGUAUAUGACAUAGCAUUCAGUCGUGCUGGUGGUGGACGUGAUAUGUUUGCUUCAGUUGGUGCUGAUGGUUCAGUACGAAUGUUUGAUCUUCGACAUUUAGAACAUUCAACUAUUAUUUAUGAAGAUCCUCAGCAUACUCCGUUAUUAAGACUAGCAUGGAAUAAACAAGAUCCCAAUUAUCUGGCUACAGUUGCCAUGGAUGCUUGUGAAGUUAUUAUAUUAGAUGUUCGAGUUCCAUGUACUCCAGUAGCACGUUUAAAUAAUCACAGAGCCAGUGUUAAUGGUAUUGCCUGGGCUCCACAUUCGUCUUGUCAUAUCUGUACGGCCGGUGAUGAUCAUCAAGCACUGAUUUGGGAUAUUCAACAAAUGCCACGAGCUAUUGAAGAUCCUAUUCUAGCAUACACAGCUGCUGAAGGUGAAGUUAAUCAAAUUCAAUGGGGAGCAACACAGCCUGACUGGAUUGCUAUUUGUUAUAACAAAGCUGCAGAAAUUUUACGCGUUUAGUUAUUUUUUUUUUCUUUAUUAGCUUUAUUAUCAAUUUUUGAUCGUUUUUUUUUUAAUGGACAAUUCUUGCUGUGCAGAAUUUUACACAAAUGAACAAAAUUUAUACAUGUAAAAAAUUUGCAUAUACAAAUUGAAUCAUUGCGUAGCAUUAGUACGGAAACGAAUUUUUUUGUAUAUACGUAUUUGAUCGUAUUUGAAUUAUUUUAUUAUCGUAUUUUAAAAAAUUAACAAAAAGUAUUUAAAAUACUUAUCAGUUCUGUAUUAGUGUUUCUGAUGUAUUCAUAUUCAUAUAUUACUUAAAGAUAAUAUUAUUUAU
Molecule: messenger RNA, 1468 nt
Organism: Chelonus insularis
Lineage: Eukaryota; Metazoa; Arthropoda; Insecta; Hymenoptera; Braconidae
Gene: wap
Product: DDB1 and CUL4 associated factor wap
Exons: 3
Coding region: 112-1152 (346 amino acids)
Cellular component (GO): nucleus
Molecular function (GO): protein binding
Source: RefSeq, a predicted model, not a curated record